Tetrahymena thermophila SB210 is the source of this 4035-nucleotide messenger RNA. RefSeq lists its product as hypothetical. NCBI's taxonomy places the organism in Eukaryota, Ciliophora, Oligohymenophorea, Hymenostomatida, Tetrahymenidae. The transcript is spliced from 18 exons. The record is from RefSeq and is a predicted model, not a curated record.
AUGGGUAUUUGCAGUAGCACAGAUAAAGGAAAUAAAAAGUAAGAAUAAAAAUCUAAAGGUAAUGAAAACAAUUAGCAAAAUAUGCCAUAAGUAACUGAGAAAGAUAGGCAAAUAAAAAGGACAUUUACAGUAAUUUUGUCUAAUUUGAAGAUAAAAAAUCCUCCUUAAAGAGCUGGUGCUUCUCUUCAUCUUAAUUUUGACACUCAAUGCAAACAUUAGCUUUCUUUAACUGAAGUGGAUAAUAGUCUUAGGUGGAAACAGUAACUAGAAUUUGAAUAUACAGUUGAUGAUUAUCGUCUUAAGUCAUUAGCCUUUGUUAAUUUUUCUCUAAAAAAUAGCUCAGAGUAAGAUUUAGGAAAUAUAGUGUUAAAACUUUACAAAGUAGCAACUGGCCCUUACCACCACGAUAUGGCAAUUAUGUGGAAAAAUAAUAUUAAUCCUUAAAAGAUGGCAUAAAUGAAAGCUUUAAAUAUCCCUAUUCAUCAACAUACAGAAGGCAGAAUCAGCUUUGAUUUAAAAAUGUUUUAGAAAAUUGAAUUUUGCAUAUCAACAGAUUCAAUCAUUAGCAAUUUAGAAACAUUUACUGAUAAAGCAUAUAACUUUUCUUUGAGAUUAAUUACUCAUAAUAAUACUUAUAAUAGCGAGCAUUCUGAUUUCUUUCUAAAUCCAGCAUUCUAAAAAGCUGAUGAUAAAAUGUAGACAGAUAGCUAGGAUGAAAAAAAUUCUAGAAUAUCCUUUAAAAAUGGUAAAUUAAAAGAUUAAGAGUAAGAUAAAGAUAAAGAUAAACAAAGAGAAAAAGCAAACACAGCUGCAACUCCAGCAGAUGAAAAUUUUACUCAAGAAAUGAAUGAAAACGUUGAUGUAAUUAAGAUAAAAAGUAAAUUGAUAAAACCAAAAAAAGAUAUGACAGACAGUAUUACGAUCGAAUCACCAACUAAAAAAAAAAAUACAUAUGUUCUCAAUUAAGCUAAUGAAGGAAGAAAGCUAGUACCAACUUUAAGCUUUACAAAAUAGGAAUCUUAAAAACUUGCUAGAUUAGCAUCAUUAAAAAAGGUCCCGGGCUCUGGAAAAUUAGAUUCAUCAAAUGAUGAAAAAGAAAAUACUGACAUAGUCAAUGAAGAGUUAACAGGUGCAAAUACAGAAAAAUAAUCAAUAGAUAAUGAAGAAUAGAUUCUUUAAUGGGAUUAUUCAAGCUAAGAUAAUAGUUAAGAUGGCCCUGAACCUCCUGAGCUUAUUGUAAAACUAACAACCAAAGAUUUGGCUACAACAUCUCUCCAAAUAUGUUUUUGGGGUCUUUUAUCUACUGAUCCACUUGAAAAAAUUGAUGAAACUGGAAAAGUUAUAAAAUAUUUUGAUAAUCAUAUUGCAGGUGAGUGCUAUAUCUCACUAAAUAGAAUUUUUGCAGUUGAUCCCGAAAUAAUAGAAAUUAAAGGUUAAAAAGUUCAAGUAAGGAAAAAAGCAAUAAAUGAAAAACUUUGGAAUCAUGGUAAGGAAGUGGGUACUACUAAAAGUAACUUCAAGGUUAUUAAUCAUGAGUAUUUACAGCAAAUGAUAGUAGGUGUAUAAACUGAAAACGGUGUCUUAAAAGCAAGUCCUGCAGUAUAUGAUUUCAAAGAAGGAACUGGUAAUAAUGCAGAUAUUGUUGCAUUGAAUGAAGCAAAAAAUAUAUUAAAUGAUAGCGUUUUUACUUUGUACGAAAAAAAGUAGAUUCUCGAAUAAAAAGACAAAGAUAAAAUAAAGCAAGAGAUAAAUUAAAGCUUUUAAACCGUAUUUGAAUUGGCUUAAAAAAGUCACAAAGAGUCAAUCAAAUCCUUCUAUUACAAAAGCUAGGAAGAGCUGUUAUAGUCUCAAGAUAUUCUGAUUGAUGUAGCAAAGCAUUUAUCUUAGUACGCAGAUGAAGUAGAUGAAUACUUAAGAGAUAAUUAUUAUGAUUGUCUUAAAAUUAUUAUCAAUAGAGGUGAAUUUGACCUAAAUUACAUGGGCUUUGAUGAGUCUUAUCAUUUUUUGCUUGAAACUGCCCAAGGAGCUCAACUUAAAAAGACAGGAUUCAAUAAAGAAGCUAUUAGAAAGCUCAAUUUAAAGAUGAAAGUUGCUUUAAGUUAUUAAAAACUACUAUACAGCAUUUUAGAAAAAGUUCUUGAUAAAUUAAAUUAAAAAGCUUUGAGCGAUAAAGAAAGAUAGUUUGUUGAAAAUUAUUGUGCUGUUGCUUACUUUAGGAUACCAGAGUUUAGACAAAAGUUACUUAGUGUUGUAAUAAAGUCUGAUGACAUAGAAAUAACAGAAUGGAGAGGUACUGAGUAUUAGUUAGAUGAGACAAAAAAUAAUAAGCUAGCUAAAAAUAAUGAAUUUAUAAGCUUAUUUGAUUGGGAAUAAAGCUUUUAUAGAUUUCUUAAAACCUAAGAGAGAGGUGAGUAGCACUUUAAUGAUUUAAGUGCAAUACUAAAUGAUACAAAAUGGUCUUAUAGAAUGUCUAAGAGAGGUGUUGCCUUCUUCUUUUUCUUGACUGAAUGGCUUUAGUAUGUCAAUAAAACAGUCGUAGUAAAAGAUCACGUCCCUUGGCAAGAUCUUCCUGGAUAUCUUACUCUACUUAGAGCUUUUUUAAUAGAACUUAAGUCCAGAGACAUUCUACAGUAUCCAGAAGCAUUGAAACUAGCAUCUCAAAGUAUUUUGAAUAAUGAAAGACUUUUGAACAUUUUAAUCACUCUUAUCUAUAAUAAAACAAAUGUGUACGACUCUAAUAAAACAGUGUAAACAUUUGAUCUGAUAAAUUCAUGGAUGUAGUUCCUUAUUUAAAACAACAAAAACAUUCCUACUGUAUUUGAUUUCAGCUUUUUCUUAAAAGGCAUUAGAACUGUUUUGGAUCAAGAUCACUCUAUUUGCUUAGCAAGAGUGAUUUGGGUUAUUUAUAAUAAUUUUACUUUAUUUCCACCUGACUUCUAAAAAGAAAUAUGCGAAUACCUAUUUUCAAACCUAUUUUUUAGGCUUUUCAUGCACUGGUCCUAUAAUGUUAGAAUGAUAUUUUAGUAUUUUUUAAUCUACAGAAUCAACCAUUUAUUCGGCGAGUAAAAAACAAAAUAUAAAGGAAUUGAUGAACUGAAGAGACAGAUAUUAAAUAACACAAAUUUUUCAGAAAGAAAAUUCGCUUUGAUUAAUGAUAUUAUUCAUUUAAUGUAUAAUAAAAUGAUGAAUAUAGUUGAUUUAGCUAGAGCUAAAUAUGCUUCUCAAGAAACAUAAUUUUAAGAAUAAUAAAAAUUCCAUUUGAAAAUGAGACAGAAACUCAUAGAAAAAUAAGAAAAUAAAUUAUUUUCAAAAAAUAAUCAGUCAAAUCCAAAUAACUCUUAUUCGAUCUUAGAAGUUUCAUUUAGUUAGGAAAAAGAAAGAAUUUAAGAAGAAAUGCAUACUUAAAAUAAUAUUUUAGAUGAUCUAGAUAAUGAUAAAAAAGAUUCAGUACAUGAAGAAAUUGCAAAACCAGUAGAAAAAGAUAUGAUCUUUGAUUCAUUUGAAAACUAUGAAAUACAAUAAAUACAAAGAGCAUAAAGCACAAUCACAUAGAUUAAAGUGCACCUUAAAAGGUCUAAUUCAGUUGUAUAAGCAGCUCAAGUUAUUUAAAAGGAAGAUACUUAGUUUGAGUAUGAUAAUUAGUAUGAUAUAGCCAACUUUUAAAGACAGAAAAGUUCCAGGUCUAAUUCAGUGAAUUACUAAUAAAUGAAAAAAUCUGAUUCUAUAAAAGAUGCAAAUAAAUAAAAAGUUGUAAUUUACAACCGAAGAGUAGGCUACCAAGUAGACGAUAAAAAAGAUGAUACCUUAGUUUAAAUAGAAAAAUAAUACAUAAAGUAUAUAGUUUAAUCUUGUUAUGAGUUUGAGCAGUUGAAAAAAAGUUAUCAAAAAUGGUAUUCACAAUAAGCUUCAAAGCUCCCAGCUAUGUCUAAAGAAAGGAGAUAAGCACAUGCUAGAAAAUUUAUAAUUCCAGAAGUUAUUUUGAAAGCAACCAUCGAUGAAGCCGAAUCUAGUUAUUCUCAAAUGGAUGAAUGGUGA